AUGGCUGCUGUACCCGAUCAGGAAGGGAGGGAUAUGGCGGAACACGACGUGAUGGAGGAUGUAGACCCGAUGGUCCGGCGGAGUUAUGAGGAUGCAGUGAACCUGCUCAACACAACACAGUCCGGAUUCAAAGCCGUUGGAGCUCGGACAUAUACCGCCGUCCGAGAACGUGAUGACUUGAUUCUAAUGGAGAAAUGGCUUGGCUACAUUGGCUACUCGCCCGCCGAUAUCAACCGCCUAAACGUUAUUCAUGUUGCGGGAACCAAGGGCAAAGGCACCACCUGCGCCUUCGUCAAUGCCAUCCUGCAACGGUACCACGAUACCGGCCAACCCCCGCGCAAGAUCGGGCUCUAUACGUCGCCUCACCUCGUCAGCGUGCGCGAGCGCAUACGAAUCAACUCGGAACCGCUUUCAGAGGAGCUUUUCGCUCGGUACUUUUUCGAGGUCUGGCUGGCGUUCGAGGAGGGGGUCGACGUGGCCAUCUACGAAGUCGGCGUCGGCGGUGAAUUCGACUCGACCAACAUCGUCCCCAAGCCCCUCGCCGUCGCCAUCACCACGCUCGGCAUUGACCACCAGACAAACCUGGGCGACACCAUUGAGCAGAUCGCCUGGCACAAGGCUGGCAUCAUGAAGACGGCCGUGAAGGCGGGUGCGUUUACCGUCGAUCAAGUGCCCGCGGCGAUGGAGGUGUUGAAGCAGAGGGCCGAGGAGAAGGGUGUAGCCCUGACGGUGCUGCGCGGGAGCCCGGCCGUUGAUAAGAUCCGGCUGCGACCGAACGAGGAUUUUCAGAAGAAAAACGCCCAGCUUGCAGUGGAGCUUGCCUACGCGGCCCUGUCCCACCUGAACGUGCAUGUCCAGAACGAACCGGAACAGCUCCCUGAUGAGUUUGUUUAUGGGCUGGAGAAUGUCACGUGGAGAGGGAGGUGUGAGGUCAAGAUCACGGGAAACCAGGAAUGGUGUCUUGAUGGCGCUCAUAACGAACCGAGUCUACAGGUGGCCUCACGGUGGUUCUCCAAGUUGGAAAGGGAAUCCCCGAUGGAAUCAAUCCUUCUUUUCAACCAGCAAUCCACGCGCGCCGCCACGCCCUUGCUCGAAACCAUUCACCAAGUCCUAUGCAAGGAAAACGGCGUGAAAUUCUCCCGCGCGGUAUUCUGCGCCGGCGUCACCUACAAAGAUAUGACGUUCAAACCCGACUUUGUCAACCGCAACAUCGAUCCCAAGGCCCUAGCAUCCCUUGAGGCCCAGCACAUCUUUGCCAACGCAUGGCACCGCCUCGAGCCGGGCUCGGAAGUCGAUGUGCUGCCGUCGAUUCAGCACGCCAUUGACCGCAUCCGCGAGGUGAUUGGGGAUAGGCAUGUUCGGGUCUUGGUGACUGGCAGCUUCCACCUCGUGGGGGCGCUUUGUGCAUCUUGGAGGGAGGCCAGAGCUUUGCCUUGGCCAGCACGUCGGGGUCGUGAUUCAAGAACGUCGUGA
Molecule: messenger RNA, 1473 nt
Organism: Parascedosporium putredinis
Lineage: Eukaryota; Fungi; Ascomycota; Sordariomycetes; Microascales; Microascaceae
Source: the annotation of a GenBank genome assembly